AAAAUAUUGUUUUUUCAAAUGAAGGAGUGGCAAGAGUUUGGGUUUUCAGGGAAGGACUUGGAGACCCUGAAUUCUCAGGGAAGGACUUUCCGGCAUGUUAUAAAUACCCUCGUUUUUUCUUCACAAUUUGCCACCCAUCUUUCUUCUCUUUAUCUUCACACCACCAUUAAAUACUGUCUUUCACUUUUUAACAAGUUUCCACUCUAAAAAUGACGAUCAUUGUGGAUCAACCCCAAUUUGAGAACGAAGAUAAAGUGCAGAUCCCAAAGAACGGGGAGAAAUCAGAACUGGUGUUGGAUGGUGGAUUUUGUGUUCCCGAUGCUAACACUUUUGGCCACAAUUUUAGGGAUUACGAUGUAGAGAGUGAAAGACAAAAGAGCGUGGAAGACUUUUACCGGGUCAAUCACAUCAACCAAACGGUUGAUUUUGUGAAAAGGAUGAGACAUGAGUAUGAAAAACUAGACAAAGUCGAACUGAGCAUCUGGGAAUGUUGUGAACUGUUGAAUGAGAUAGUCGAUGAGAGUGAUCCAGACUUAGAUGAACCUCAAAUCGAGCACUUAUUACAGACCGCUGAGGCUAUAAGAACAGACUAUCCAAACCAAGAUUGGCUUCAUUUGACUGCUUUGAUCCAUGAUCUUGGAAAGGUUCUACUUCAUCCUAGUUUUGGAGAACUUCCUCAAUGGGCUGUUGUUGGUGACACGUUUCCUGUUGGGUGUGCUUUUGACAAAUCAAUUGUUCACAACAAGUACUUUGUGGAUAAUCCAGACUACAAUAAUCCUAUUUACAAUUCGAAACAUGGAAUUUACUCACAGGGAUGUGGACUUGAGAAUGUUAUGAUGUCAUGGGGGCAUGAUGAUUACAUGUAUUUGGUGGCAAAAGAGAACAGGACCACUCUUCCAUCGGCUGGGCUUUUCGUCAUAACAUAUCAUUCCUUCUAUGCACUGCAUCGAUCUGGAGCAUAUAAGCACUUGAUGAAUGAAGAAGAUGCCGAGAAUCUAAAGUGGCUUCAAAUAUUCAAUAAGUACGACUUAUAUAGCAAGAGUAAAGUUCGGGUGGACGUUGAAAAAGUGAAACCAUACUAUCAGUCUCUCAUUAACAAGUAUUUUCCUGCAAAGCUCAAGUGGUGAGGAGAUAAUGAAGAGCUUAAUUGUGUUGGCUAAUUAGAGUAUCAUGAAUAGAAAUAAGUAAUUUCUCAUUUCAGAGCAGAAAAUAAUAUCAGAAUGAUAGGAUAUAAGUACAACAAAUGUUUGUUUCAUUAUAUGUUGAUUUGUUGUCAGCCGUGUCUCUUUCUUUCCUUUUUUUGUAUUAUCAUGUGGUUAAUGUAAGGGUUUGGUGU
This is a messenger RNA of Lactuca virosa, 1336 nucleotides long. NCBI's taxonomy places the organism in Eukaryota, Viridiplantae, Streptophyta, Magnoliopsida, Asterales, Asteraceae. The record is from the annotation of a GenBank genome assembly.